UCUACAUACAGUCCACUGGCUUCAAAACAAUCGACUCUGACUGCCGAUAUAUGCGACACAUGACUACAAGAAGCCACAAUGUGAUUCAAGAUGCUAGACACCAGUGUGUCGACAAAAUAUUGAAACACCGCCACAAGUGCCACUUCCUCACAAGCGCCGGCAGUGGUAGAGAAAGUUCCACAGCGUACCAAUAGCACAGCGGCCCGACAACUCUCCUGACUUUCGGGAAUCCCAUAUACUGACCCAUGAGUAUAAUCUCCAUCCAUCUUAUGCCGCAUCCAUCCCCUAAUUUGCGCGCUCGUAAUAACUUGAGCUUACAGAUGCAUGGUGUUAAGCCUCUGCCUGGGGUUAUGUUCGAAAUACUCGACAGAAUAGGAAGGCCAGAACUGACAUCUGCCGGCCCCUGCAUGGCGUUCUGCAGCCAUAAGCUUCGUGGAAUCGUGAUGAUGCUCUGGCAAGGGGCUAUGUUUAAUUGUUGUAAGAAGUGGUCAAUGCAUGGGCUUUUCCCCCAGCUUUGCCUGAUGGAGUCUAGUGUAGGGCUGUGUGCGGGUUAGCGCCAUCUGGAGGAUCUGCGUGAUUUGACAUCUGGUGAAGGGAAGGGAAGCCCUUCUGCGCCUCUUGGAUAUUUUGUCCAGAUUCGGCCACUAACAACCUCUGCUGCGAGAAAGUCUCUCGCCUCAAGAUGAUUCCAUCUUUGGGACGUUACACCGAGACGCUAUUCGCCAAAGACCGACCUGCCUUCGGGCGUCUGCAGUUGCUACACACACACACACACAUACACACACACACAGAGCAUCUCCAUCCGGUGCCCGGUGCUCAAUGACGUUCGUGGGGGGACCAAUGUCACAUGCUGACCGAACACAACUCCCCGCUCGGUCCUGAAGAUGUCUUCAACAACGAUGAUCCCCGAUAUACCGUGUGAAGACAAGUCUGCCAGCCAUAUGCCCUUCCAUCCGGCGAAUCAGUCAUAAUAUAAAACAGCAUCGUGCCAUGGUACGUGUCGACGCUUUGUCUAGGCAGAGGCAGCCGUAUCCACCCCCUCGCUAGCUAGCUCGACGUCGUUUAAGUAUGGGCGGUGACGGCAUCACAGCAUCUCAAACGCCCCAAAACGUCUUCCGGACUAGCAAUUCCGCACACUCUCGACAUUUUCCAUCCCGUAUUCCGCACUUGGCGGCACAUAAGUGAGCAGCCACGCCGGCGAGAGAAUGUUUCUAGAAGGGCUCUCCAGACCCAGCAUGCAGCCAUCGCCAGCCAUGGGCGCCAUGCCACCCAUAGCGAGCUCUUCCCCUUCUCGCUUGAGGUGAUCUCGUUGACGAAUCAGAUCUCGCGGGGACCUUUUUAAGAUUCGAGCCCCGGUCUCGUCUGGGAGCGCCGCCAAGCCUGAUCAUGUCCCCUUCUGCUGGGAGAACGCCUUCGCACAGGUGUCCCAACUAGGAAAGACCCCUGUCAUCUUCGUCUCUGCUCCACACCAGCACCGGCCAAUGGUUAGAUGGUGACAACACCAUCGAGAAUCGAGGGUUCAGACACAUUGGUGAAGGUCUCGCUUCACGACAGCAACACGCCCAGUUGCCCCGAGCGCCAAGGUACCCGUCUAACUAGAGGCUGUGGUGCCGCUGUCAGGGGCUGUGUGGGCAAUAUCAUGUCGUGGGCAGCGGGGGCUGCUUGGCGUUUUCUCCAGCUUCAUCACAUUUGCAGCCAGUUGCAGCCCAUAGCCCUAUGAAAAUCAACCCAUGAACCGAGGAAUUGACUCAAGGGUUCCGCGGGAGACACGAUACAACUCUGGUCAACCUCAACCGCCCCGGACUUGAACCUGCGGCCUCCUGUGCACCUCCUCCAUCCUCCACACCCCAACUCUGCUUAUUAUAAGACCUCAGCCGGACAGGCUCCUUCCUAGGCAUUCUCCCCACACCUCGGCCGCCACUCAAACACAGCAUUCUCGUUCUCAUUCGACAUCCUCAACGACUGCCUUGUGCCUCCUUCCGGAUAGCGUCAGCUCCCUCCCGGUGAGCAGCCAUAGCAGACGGCCACUGAGACGGACGACCGACCCCAGCUCGGGAGCUAACUUGAGGCUCUUUGGUCGAUGCCAGCGGCGAGUGAGACUGUGCCGUCAGACGCGUUGUGUUGAACCCGGGACUUGUACCGUGUUUGGCAUCAACCAGCCAGUUCCAAUCUUCAAAAUGGUCUAUUGUGGGAAGCCAAGUAAAGGAUGCUCCAACUGUCGUGAUCGAAAGAUUCGCUGUGAUCAGAGAGCACCAGGAUGCGGCCAGUGCGAAAAGAGGCAUCAGACAUGCCCUGGCUAUCGAAAUCUAGUGGAUCUCAUGUUCCGCGAUGAGAGCUCCCACGUCAUCAAGAAGGCCAAGGCGAGGGCCCGCAAGAAGGGGAAUCUGAUCGUCGAGCCAUCAACACCGUCUGGAUCCGAGGGGAGGUUGUCAGUCACACCAGAACCUCGGGGAAAGCCAUCGGUAACGAUAGUAGUUCCCGCCACGCCAGCCCCAACCAGUCCCGCAGAUUCGGAUGCAUGGGGAUUCGACGACAGCCUACUGAUGUCACCAGAAUCGGGAAGCUGGCCAACAACACCUCCCGCCAUGGCACUCUACAACAUUCCGGCGGUAUGCCAGGAACACGGCUUUGCCUUCUUCUUUUCACGAUUUGUGACAGCACACGAAACGGCCUGUCACCAGAAAUUCGACUUUGUCCGAGAAGUCUGGAAGCCCUCCCGGACCAAGCGGGAGCGGCAGGUCGACUCUGUCCUCGCCAGCUUGACAGCGGUGGGACUGAUGGGCAUGGCUAGUUUACAACGGAGGAACGAUCUGAUGGAUGCUGCGAGGAAGUCGUACGGGGUAGCGUUGGGACUGACCAAGGAUGCGUUGAAAGAUCCGGCAGAGGCGGUCAAGGACAGCACCAUGCUUUCCAUCUUGAUCCUCGGUGUCUUUGAAAUGAUGGCCGAGAGCCCAGCGCGAGCACGAACAGUCACUGCUUUCCAGGAGCAUGUCAACGGUGCUGCCGCCUUGGCUAGAAUACGAGGACCAGCCCAGUUCCAGACCCGAGCCGGAAGACGAAUGUUUUCGAUGCUCUGCCAAAGAGUUGUGAUCAGCUGCGCAAUGAAAGAUAUGCCUAUGCCACAACACUUGAAGGAGCUUUGGCAUGAGAUGGCCAAGACUCUGGAGCCUGAGGACCCUACCAGACACCUCAUGCCCCUGGUGUGGCGGGUUCUUCAACUCCGUCACGAUAUCAAGAAUCAUGUCCUUACCGAUCCAGAGAUCAUUGUCGAGCAAAUCCUCUCUAUCGAGAACGACCUCGAAAAAGUGACAGACAACAUGGCCCCGUCAUGGCGAUACCGUCAGUUCAAGGUAACCCAGCACCACGACGCCGUCUUCGAGGGCUACUGCCACCUAUACCCCUCCCUCCACCACGCCAACAUCUGGAAUUGCAUCCGGACUACCCGCAUUCUGAUACUGGAGACCAUUCUGUCUCAAAUAUCCGAGGACUUUUCCUCUUUCAACCCACGUCUCAAUUCGAGCCGCUACAUCGAAGAGUACAACCACGCCCGCCGUAAACUCAAACGCCUCGUCUACGAUAUCUGCGCCUCGGUCCCCCAACACCUAGGACUAAUGGACCCAGUAGACGGCUCCAUCGGCUCCCAAGACGAAGACGACACCUCCGCCCGCAUCGCCACCGUCGAGGUCCGCGAGACCCCCAGCCCACCAACCUCGCCUUCCUCUCGAUCGUGCGACUCCACCAGCCCUUCCGAACCCCGCCGUCACCUCGCCGGCCUGACAAUCCUCGACGUGACAAAAGCCCGCGACGAAGACGACGAAGCAGAGCGGUACAUGCUCCUCGUAUCAGCAACCAGCACCGUCGUCUGGCCGUUGUAUCUGGUGGGGAUGAGCACUGCUUGCACCGAAGAAAUGAAACACUGGGUUGUGGGAAGACUGAGAAUGGUGACGAUGGAGACGGGGAUCAAGCAGGCGGAUGCGCUGGCUAAUCUUAUUGCUGAUGAGGGGGGUGUUGGCGGGGUGGACUGGAUUGAUCCUACUUUGGAGCAGACAAUGGGGGGAGAUGGGCUGUUGUUGUCGCCGGAUAUGCUAUCGCAUGAUGGGUGGGGGAAUGGAGGGGGGUUGUAUGGAUUGGGGUUGUCGCCGUUGCAGGUGCCGAUGGAGUAUAUGGGGGAUGAUUUUGGGGUGGGGGUUGGGGGGGGGGAUUUGGUUUGGGUUUGA
Podospora pseudocomata is the source of this 4217-nucleotide messenger RNA. RefSeq lists its product as uncharacterized. Gene Ontology annotation, biological process: regulation of DNA-templated transcription. Gene Ontology annotation, molecular function: zinc ion binding; DNA-binding transcription factor activity, RNA polymerase II-specific. The coding region runs from base 2178 to 4217 and encodes 679 amino acids. NCBI's taxonomy places the organism in Eukaryota, Fungi, Ascomycota, Sordariomycetes, Sordariales, Podosporaceae. The transcript has 2 exons. The record is from RefSeq and is a predicted model, not a curated record.